Messenger RNA from Serinus canaria (Common canary), 2366 nucleotides. RefSeq names its product histone H1.10. NCBI's taxonomy places the organism in Eukaryota, Metazoa, Chordata, Aves, Passeriformes, Fringillidae. Gene Ontology annotation, biological process: nucleosome assembly. Bases 1470 to 2135 code for a protein of 221 amino acids. The record is from RefSeq and is a predicted model, not a curated record. The transcript has a single exon. Gene Ontology annotation, molecular function: structural constituent of chromatin; DNA binding. Gene Ontology annotation, cellular component: nucleosome.
GUACAGUGUGGUAAAAUAAUAAGUUUGAUCUUAACCUGUUCAUUUAAAUCAAAGGGGAAAAAUUCUGUCUGCUUUUUAAUUAGAAACCAAUCAAGUAUUUUGUCUUCUUACUUAAUAAAAAAUCAGCCCAAACAAUUCAUUGCUAUCCUUAAAAGUUUUAAUUAAUUUCUAUGGUCACUUUAUGAAACUCGAUAAUUAAGGAUUAUGAUAAUUAAAACUGAUUCUGAUUUAGAGGAUCAUCUGAAAAUUAUUUCAGUAUUCUUAGGCUUGGGAUGGAAACCUCAAUAGUGAGUUUUUUCCUUUUCCUUUAAAGAAAAGAAUUGGAGAAAUAUGAAACCUAUGGAAAAAACAACCAAAACAAACAAAAAAACACCCACAAAACCACAACAGUCAGUGUCCAAAUACUUGUAAGUUAUACUGAAACUGAAGCAUUCUAUUCCUGAGGGCCAGAUUUCCACAGUAUUUAAUUUAUUGGGUAAUAACUGAUACUUCAGCUGGCUCCAUAUUGUUUAAGUAGCAUAUAAUACAUAUUAGUGUAUCUAUACCUGUUAGACAUUUUUCCUCUCCAAGUCUGCCUCUGAUGUUUGUAAAUCAUAAAGAAUAACAUCCACUAUUGUAACAGAGAAAGUGUUAAACUAGCCCUUUUUCUGGGAUUUCUAGGCAUUAACUAGCAUUAACAGCUUCCUUUUACAGACGGAUUAUUUGUAAAAAUAUCAAAAUCUUUCUAUCCACUUCUAAUGCACCACACAAAAAACAAAGCAAAACAACACAAAAAAACCCCAACAACAAAAAGCAUAGCCCUAGAAAGUUCCAAACACUUUUCAACAGUAAAUAUAUUCCUCUGAAGGUCUCCUCCUUUGCCCAAACAAGAAAAUAUGUUGAAAUACCGUAUCCUUAAUAGUUAAAGAUAUGGUUAAGAGAGCCGAAUCUUUAUCCAUAUUCAAAGCUUAGCCAUGAAAUUGUGUUACUUCCUUGUCUUUGAAACCAAUUUACUACAAAAAUACUCAAGCUGCUCACUCAGUUUCUGUCCUAAUCUGAAGAAAACCCCCCAAAGAGUAAGCCUGCAUUACGGGGGAGACUUUUUAUCUACGUGUUUUAUUUUAAUUUAGAAGGAAAAACAAAAGUUUGCCGUUCCCGGGGUCUUUCUGGCUUCACAACGCGGGGUUUAAAACAGCUUUUCUCUCCCAUCUGCUGCCCAAACAGCAAGAAACUUGCCCGAAUGAAAGUCCACCGUCUUCUCUUCACUCCCCGAAGAAAAUGGGGUGAUUUUGCGGCACCGGUUUUACGAAAAAUAUGAAUUUAUAACUCCGAAGAAACACAGACUCGGAGGAGGAAAAGCUCUUCCUGGCUAACAGUUAGGCGGGCUCUGCAAAGCACCAAUCACAGAUCACCGCUUCGCUAUAAAUUCAGGCAUCGGGGUUACUGUAGCCCAAUUACUUUCUUUUGAUUAGGAAGAAGUCUCUGCAGCGAUGUCGGAGACCGCUCCCGCCGCCGCUCCCGCCGUCGCGGCCCCCGCCGCCAAGGCCGCCGCCAAGAAGCCGAAGAAGGCGGCGAGCGGCUCCAAAGCCCGCAAGCCCGCGGGGCCCAGCGUCACCGAGCUGAUCACCAAGGCCGUGUCCGCCUCCAAGGAGCGCAAGGGGCUCUCGCUCGCCGCGCUCAAGAAGGCGCUGGCCGCCGGCGGCUACGAUGUGGAGAAGAACAACAGCCGCAUCAAGCUGGGGCUCAAGAGCCUCGUCAGCAAGGGCACCCUGGUGCAGACCAAGGGCACCGGCGCCUCCGGCUCUUUCCGCCUCAGCAAGAAACCCGGAGAAGUGAAGGAAAAAGCCCCCAAAAAGAGAGCAGCUGCAGCCAAGCCCAAGAAGCCGGCGGCGAAGAAGCCCGCCAGCGCUGCUAAGAAGCCCAAGAAAGCAGCGGCCGUGAAGAAGAGCCCUAAGAAGGCGAAGAAGCCGGCGGCCGCCGCAGCUAAGAAGGCAGCCAAGAGCCCCAAGAAGGCGACAAAGGCCGCCAAGCCCAAAAAAGCGGCGGCAGCAGCCAAGAGCCCGGCUAAGGCGAAGGCGGUGAAGCCCAAAGCGGCCAAACCCAAGGCGGCCAAGCCGAAAGCAGCCAAGGCAAAGAAGGCAGCGCCGAAGAAAUGAAGUGUUGAAGUGGAAAUACUUUUAAACCCAACGGCUCUUUUAAGAGCCACCCACUAUUGUCCCCAAAAGGGCUGAAACACUCCGUCACUGAGCUCCGUGCCUGCAGCAGAGCCAAAUAUUCGCCACUAACCGUGUGGGACGUUCGUCUGUGGAGUGGAUGGGACGCUAAACUUCCGGCCCUGGUUUUACACUAAGACUUGGAAAAAUAAAAGUUUACAUUCCCGGCGAAAA